This is a messenger RNA of Phaeodactylum tricornutum CCAP 1055/1, 3298 nucleotides long. RefSeq names its product sensor kinase protein 3 (gene SKP3). The transcript has 3 exons. Gene Ontology annotation, biological process: detection of visible light; regulation of DNA-templated transcription; phosphorelay signal transduction system. The record is from RefSeq and is a predicted model, not a curated record. Gene Ontology annotation, molecular function: histidine phosphotransfer kinase activity; phosphorelay sensor kinase activity. Lineage: Eukaryota; Bacillariophyta; Bacillariophyceae; Surirellales; Neidiaceae. Bases 173 to 3226 code for a protein of 1017 amino acids.
UAGUGAAUGUCCUUGAUAGAUCUUGGUGUGUGGAGAUAAUCUUGGCUGGUGAGCCCCAAGGGAAUCCAGAAAGUUCGGCCAAAUUUUUGCGUGCUCGGUACGAUUCGAGGAAAGAAUUCUACAAACCUGCUCUCGUCUUUCCAUCACCGAGACUAUCCUGUAGUCGCUGUACAUGGCUCCGAAUCACGGCAUUCAACAUUGCCUCGUCAUGACAUCAGUGGAUGAGCAGGCGCAGCAUGGCUUGGCAUUAGAAAGAAUUGGGAUCGAGUCCUCGGUGUUUGACUCUAUUGCUUCACCAAUCUUUGCCGUCGAUCGCCUUGGGAACGUCACCGACUGGAACGAAACACUAGCAGAUUUGUCUGGUUUUGCAUCCCUCGAUGUGGUACGACGACCGGCAGAGUUGAUGUUAGACGGUUGCGUAGACACUUGGCGCGAGGCCUUACAGACAGUGCAAAGAGCGAAACGUAGUUUUCGAUGCAUGUUGCGUCUGCAUAGCAACCAAUCAGUAUCGACUUCAACAUGGUAUGCUGCGAGGAUCUCCCGUUACAAUUCUUACGAAGGGAUAUUAAUUGGGGCUGUAUGUAUGCUAGAUGAAGAAACUCAAACAUUCGACAUGGGUAAGCAUAUCCAUGUUCAAGAUCUGCGUCCAAACGAUACUAAAGGAUACGAACCAAUACCAGAUUGCGAUUCUCGGGAACUUCUUGGCGGCACAAACAUCCUGAUCAUCAAAAUGGAUAAGCAUGGAAGGGUUGAUCUUUGGAACAAGGUUUCUACAGAGAUAACUGGUGUCACGGAACGCGACGCCCGCGGCGAGAAUAUUUCUGUAUUCCUAACCGAGUCGUCUCGAAAAGCGUUUAGUGAUGUUAUGGAUAAGGCAUUGUCAGGUGAAGCAUGCGCGAACUACCAACUAGAGUUUUUGACAAAAGAUGGUUGCAUUCGAUACCUACUAGGAAGCGUCACACCGCGCACUGAUCUUGACGGCAGCAUUGCGGGCUGCUUGGUUAUCGCACAAGAUGUAACGGAGACGGCCAUACGCGAAAGGACGGUCACAGCAACUGCUCUUGAACUGAGAAUCCUAAUUGAUACAGCGAACGUAGCAAUAUUUGGAGUCGACUGUGACGGUUACAUCAAUGAAUGGAAUGACACGAUGGCUAACACAUGUGGUUUCACUGGUGAUGAGGCGUUCCAUAAGUCAUUUGUCCAUACCUUCAUUGCCCAGGAUCUGAGACCUGCCUUUGAAGUUGUAUUGGAGAUUGCCUUACAAGGGAAAUUUACCAAAAAUUACGAGGCGGAAAUUUUAACAAAGCUUGGCGAGAUACGGUAUCUAUUAUUGAAUACCACUGCUCGGAGAAACUCUGAAAACGAAAUUAUUGGAGUUGUAUUGAUUGCUCAAGAUGUGACCGAGGAAUACAAACAUGACCGUGCAGUUGCUGCUAUGGCCAGUGAGCUCCGGCAGCUAAUUGACACUGCCAACGCCCCGAUUUUCGGCAUUGAUUGUGAAGGGGACGUGAACGAAUGGAAUGACAAAACAUCAGAGAUUACUGGAUACACGAAAGAGGAGGCCUUUGAUUGCUGUCUAGUGGAAACCUUUAUCGUUCCAUCAAUGCAGGAGUCCGUGAGACACGUCCUGGAGACAGCUCUAAAAGGAAGAGGAACAUCUAACUAUGACCUCGAGUUUCGUACGAAAUCCAACGAGAUUCGCCAUCUUCUUGUAAACGCAACCACUAGACGUGAUGCUGAGAACAAUAUUGUGGGAGUAGUUGGUGUUGCACAAGAUGUCACUGAAGCUGUCCAACGCGACCGGGCUGUAGCUGGUAUGGCUUUGGAGCUUCGACAACUAAUCGACACGGCCAAUGCCCCGAUUUUCGGGAUUGACAUAAAUGGGAAUGUAAACGAGUGGAAUCGGAGAACUCAAGAGAUAACAGGUUACUCGAAAGAAGAGACAUUCGAUGAGCCCCUAGUAGAACGGUUUAUCGCCAAGCACAUCAGGAAGAAGGUUCAAGAAAUUCUGGACUCGGCGUUGCAAGGAAUUGAGACUUCAAAUUACGAACUCGAAUUUUUGUCGAAGUCCGGAGAGCCAGCUUUUAUGCUUGUAAACGCAACUACUCGACGAGAUCCCGAGUUUAAUGUUGUCGGUGUUGUUGGGGUAGCCCAGGAUGUUACCGAAGACAGGAAACACGCAGAGGAACUACGAAAGAUGCAGUAUUUGCAAGCGCUGCAAGAAGCAAAAGUGGAAACCGAGCGUAACAUGACUGCCUAUUUUGCGCACGAGCUAAGAAAUCCACUUGGAGCGAUUGACAGUGCGCUGAGUGUGAUGCCUGAAAACAUUCCUGAUUCGGCAAAGUCACUAGUCUCAGGGAUGCAACUUUGCUGCAGUUUCAUGUCAUCAAUUAUGAACAACCUGCUCGACGUCCGCAAAAUGGAAGAGGGUAAAAUGACUCUGAACAAGACCCCCAUCUCAUUGAAAGCUCUCUCUAGAAAAGUACACAAAAUGCUUGGACCCUCUGUUAAACCUGGAGUAACAUUUACAGAAAGUUGUACAACCAACGGAAAAGAUUGGGUUUUAGGAGAUGAACAUCGCUUACAACAGGUGAUGACGAACGUUAUCACGAAUGCGAUUAAAUACACUGUCGGAGGAUCAAUUUCAAUAUACAUGGGGUGGGAAGGAGACGAUGUGAAGUUCGAGUGUGUGGAUACAGGACCCGGCAUUCCGAAACGAGAACAAGAGAAGCUUUUUCAGCGAUUCGUAAUGAGAGGAGGGGCACCAGGGACUGGACUAGGACUUGCAAUUGCAAAGCAUCUCGUGGAUCUUGCGGGCGGAUCCAUCCGGUUUGAUAGUGAUCCGUCAAUACAGGCUGGUACUGCAUGCAUCGUUUUGCUUCCGCUUGCACUAUGUGAUCCUCCAGAAGAAGGAAACAAUGUCAUCAAAAUGAGUUUGCUAGAUGAGCCCUUAAAAUUUCUGGUCAUCGAUGAUGUGAGAAUGAAUCGUACAAUGUUGAAACGCCGCCUCCAAACAGGAAUUGCACCAAAUUGCGUCUUGACAGAAGCGAGUACGGGGGAAGAAGCCUUACAAAUAGUUGGCAAGCAGACGUUUGACGUGAUUAUUGUGGACCAGUACAUGGAAGAAGCCGGAGGUGUUAUGGUCGGAACCGAUGUUGUUUAUGCGAUGCGACGUAUGAAAACUGGGUUUGGCAAAAGCCAAUUCCAACAAACGCCACUAUCAUAAAUCGCUUGCGCGAGGCAUUGCUGACGAAAAAAUUGCUAGCUUCUAAAAAAUUUUAGGUUUUUAAAGCGAUCC